AUGUCCUACGAAGAUUUUUGCAAGGCAGUUUAUUGCCUCUACCCAGGAUCAGAAGAAGAGAGGAAAUGCAAGGAUUGCAUUUCCACCACCAAACAAGGUCGCACCUUUACCCGUGGAUUUCAGCCCGAAUUAUGGGGCCGCAUCUUGCAACGCUUCCAGCUCAAGUUCCUGGAUCACUUUCCUGAUGACCCGUACUAG
Heterobasidion irregulare TC 32-1 is the source of this 198-nucleotide messenger RNA. RefSeq lists its product as uncharacterized. The record is from RefSeq and is a predicted model, not a curated record. NCBI's taxonomy places the organism in Eukaryota, Fungi, Basidiomycota, Agaricomycetes, Russulales, Bondarzewiaceae. The coding region runs from base 1 to 198 and encodes 65 amino acids. The transcript has 2 exons.